AUGAAGUUCACUGGGCUGGCUAUGUCACUCGCCCUGGCCGGCAUGGUCUCUGCCGCCGCUCUUCCUGCUGUUCCUGGUGUUGAUGGUGCAGUUGGAGGGCUCAAGGGCGCCGCCGAGGGGGUCAUUGCAGGUGCUGGGAGUAUCAAGCGCCAGCUCACUACCGUCGAGCCUAUCACUGAGGGCGUGGGCAGCUCCUUGAAUGGGGGCACCGGUGUUGUUGGCAGUGCCGUUGGCACCUUCGAGAGCACUACCCAAGGCGCUGUCGGUACCGCCGAGCAUGAGGUUGCCGGGCUCGGUGGCGUCGCGAAACGCCAGAUCUCUGCUGCUGAGCCGAUUGCGAAUAGCGUCGGCAGCUCCCUCAACGGUGGUACUGGUGUAGUUGGCAGUGCUGUUGGUACCGCCGAGACUACUACUCAGGGUGCUGUUGGCACUGCUGAACACGAGGUUGCCGGGCUCGGUGGCAUCGCUAAGCGCCAGAUCUCUGCUGCUGAGCCGAUUGCGAAUAGCGUCGGCAGCUCUCUCAAUGGAGGCACUGGUAUCGUCGGAAGCGCUGUCGGCACCGUUGAAAGCACUACCCAGGGUGCCGUUGGGACCGCCGAACACACUGUUGCUGGCGCUGGCUCUGCUGUCAAGCGCCAGUUUGGCAACCUACCCGCUACCAUGUCCCAGACUGGGACUGAUAUUUUCGCUGGUCUAUCUGGAAACCCCAGUGGUAUUUACGGUGCCCUCAACAACCUGAAGACCAUUGUUGCCGCUGGCCAAAUCUCCCCUGAUGAGCUGUCCAACAUGCCCCAGGCGGUCCAGAAUGUCAUUGCCAACCUUGCCGUCGCAUAA
Penicillium macrosclerotiorum is the source of this 834-nucleotide messenger RNA. RefSeq lists its product as uncharacterized. The coding region runs from base 1 to 834 and encodes 277 amino acids. The transcript is spliced from 3 exons. Lineage: Eukaryota; Fungi; Ascomycota; Eurotiomycetes; Eurotiales; Aspergillaceae. The record is from RefSeq and is a predicted model, not a curated record.